GUUUAAAACCACACAAUUGUCCAACUUGUGGAAAAAGCUUUUCCAGAAAAAUGCUUCUGAAACAACACCAAAGAGUUCAUACAGGGGAGCGACCAUAUUCCUGCCCUGAAUGUGGAAAAACAUUUGCAGAUAGGUCAAAUAUGAGCUUACAUACUCGAUUGCAUACAGGUGUAAAACCAUACGCAUGCAACGCGUGCCCAAAAAGUUUUACAAAAAAGCACCACUUGAAAACACACAUGAAUUUUCAUACCGGACUGAAACCAUACAAAUGUGAAAACUGUGGAUUGGCAUUUUCUCAAAGUAGCAAUAUGAGGACGCACUACAAGAAGUGCAUUCUAAAGGACAAAUUGGACUUGGCAAAAACUGAGAGUUUAAGUUCUGUAGACAACAAUUCUUCCUAGUGUCCGAAUUAAUUAUAUAAAUCAGUUAAUAUUAUGAGAAUACAAAUAGUUAUAAAUGUCUGUGGUUUGUUUAGGACUAAUUUUGUUUACUUUACAUCGAUUGCUUCAAUUGUGUAUUUAAUAGACAUUAAACCUUU
Molecule: messenger RNA, 538 nt
Organism: Dendroctonus ponderosae (mountain pine beetle)
Lineage: Eukaryota; Metazoa; Arthropoda; Insecta; Coleoptera; Curculionidae
Product: protein krueppel-like
Exons: 2
Biological process (GO): regulation of transcription by RNA polymerase II
Cellular component (GO): PcG protein complex; transcription regulator complex
Molecular function (GO): DNA-binding transcription factor activity, RNA polymerase II-specific; RNA polymerase II cis-regulatory region sequence-specific DNA binding
Source: RefSeq, a predicted model, not a curated record